Cloeon dipterum is the source of this 1051-nucleotide messenger RNA. RefSeq lists its product as uncharacterized. Lineage: Eukaryota; Metazoa; Arthropoda; Insecta; Ephemeroptera; Baetidae. The coding region runs from base 95 to 952 and encodes 285 amino acids. The record is from RefSeq and is a predicted model, not a curated record. The transcript has 2 exons.
CUGAACUGAAGCACGAGGUUGAUUUGACGCUCGCUCUCGUCUUUUUUCACAUCUUGGUGUUUUAUUCAGCGUUUCUCGGCUAUAAACUAGAAAAAUGGUCGACGUUGUGAUGGACCUUUCGAGGUAUAAAAUGACAGUGAAGCGGUUGACUACCGCCCUGUUGCAAUCCGGUGGCGAGCAGCAACUGCAGCCCGCGCCAGUAGUGCCGCCGAUCACCAAUGACAGGGACUCCACGCGACGACGCCACCUGAAGGUCAAGAUUGGCCAUUUUGCCACCAACAACGGACCAGUUGUCGAACAUCUGCCAGUCGAUGAGGCAGUCAACUUAUUGUUGACUAAAGACGUACGGAGCAUCGAGCUGCACGUCGGAUGGCGCAUCAGUGCGAGGAGCAUCUGGGUCUUUUCCAAGCAGAUCUAUGACAAGGCCGUCACUCUCAGCGAAGAGCUCACCUCCGUCGAAGUGAUCCUGCAAUACCGAGGCGCGUAUCACGGCGUCUUCGUGGCCCUCAGCGACCUAUUGAAAAAUAUUAGUGCGUUUUGCCCCAAGUUGACGAACUUGUCCUUGAAAAUAGAGGCAAACAAAGAAGAUACAAUGUAUGCUCUAUUUCGGCAGCAACCAAUAGAAUUACCGCACUCGCGAGUUUAUCUUAACUGCCGAAACCAAACAAUGAUAAGCUUCCUGGACCCCAUUCUGGCCAAAUUUCUAUACCUCUAUCCAGCGUGGCAAGAUAGGAGUGAAACCUAUGAUCUGGACAAUCCUUUGGCUUGUUACAUUGAGAUGGGUAAAGCGCGUGAGUUGUGGGGUCUCUAUGAUGGGGAUCCUCUCGAAAGUGACGACGAUGAAGAGAUUUAUGAGGAUGAGGAUGAUAUUUCAUUGGAAGAUAUAACAUUUAAUUUAAUGGCCGAAGUAGAUAAUUAUGAUAUUCUAGAUAUUACAUUCGACGACGACUAAUAUGUAUAUAUUUCGCUUUGUUUUUUCCUUAUAUAUGUUAAUACUGUAAAUAUGACCUUGUAAAAAUAUAGUACUUAAGUUCAAAAAGUUAAUGAAUAA